AGACUUCUGUAUGCUGGGGUUUUGGGAGUCCAUAGACAAACAGUGGUGCUGGGGGACAUAAUCUUGAAUGAACUUUGGAAAUCUGUUAAAUACUGAUGUAGUAGGGAUAGAAGGGGUAUAUGCAGCAAUUGAUAUGGAGUGAGGCCAGAUAUACGAAAAACAUGUGUAGUACCAUUGUAUUGUCCAUACAUCAUAUUUACCAGCAUUACUACCAUUGAUCCAGCAUGAAGCUGGUCCCCUGUGAACUGGAUUAAUGGACUUUUACUGUAUUAUUAUUAUUAUUAUUAUUAUUAUUAUUAUUAUUAUUAUUAUUAUUAUUAUUAUUGUUAUUGAUCUGACACAACAUAUAGGGGCAGACCAAGUUCCUUGAGUUACCAUAGGAACUCCGAUAUCACCCAUAAUGCAAAAGGAGGAAGAAAAAUAAUAGUAGAAAUUGAAAGCUUAGAAUGUAGGCUUUAGGGACAGUAAUGAGUGUCCGUAGCAUGACAGAAUUAUGUGAGAUAGUAAUCUAGUAUGACCAAGAAAGAUAUGAGAAAUAAAACCAUGUAAAAACUUCUCAGGGCUACCUGAGGAGGUUGUUGACCUCACUCUCCCAUGAGAUGACCUCCUAUCAGGUGCAGCAGAAAGAUGGAGCGUGACAGAGGAAGGGAUGGAGGGGUGAGGUUGUCAGGUGUAUGAAGAGUUAGUGGGAAUGACCAAACUAAAAGUCUGACCUCAGCUUUGCCCACACACUCAAGGAGGCAUUGGGCACAGCUAUACAUGUCUCUUCAAUAGUGUCUUGCAGCCGUUACAGCAGGUGUCUUUCUGCCUUCUUGUACUACUGUUUAUGCAAACAUGGAAUGGAAGUGACUUAAACCAAAAGCGGACAGUGUUACAAGAGGCAGAUGCAGCCACUGAAUAAGUCAACACAUUUCAUCAAAAAACCUCACAGUAUCCAGUUGAUAGAAUUACCUGCCAAAUCAGAAAACCAGAGAAGAAUAAAACUUAGUGUGGAUUCAAGAAAGGGCUUCCCACUCUCAGGACUCAGCAACUGUCGAGGCCUUCGCAUAGCAGAUGUUCCAUCUCUCAAACAAAGGUUAAAGGAGUUAGAUUCAGCGGCAGAUCUUAUGUCCCUUCAUGUUGGUGAUAGAAUUCUUGAAGUUAAUGGAAGACCUGUUGAAGACCAUUGUAUUGAAGACAUUGAAACCCUUAUUGUUUGCUCACAUGAUGCCAUACAGUUGACUAUAGAACAUGACCCGGAGGAGGUGUCAACAAGGAGGCAAAGUUUCCCAUUUGUUUCACCCUGCCGAAAUGUUUCACCAGUGCAUGACCAGCAACAGAAGGAAGGCCUGAGAGAACGUCUGUUCAAGCGUCGAGACGAAGGCUAUGUGUCUGGCACGCAACGAAGCCGUCAACUAAGGCGAGGGCGAGGAUGUAAGGAGAGGGCGUCUUCACUUCCUAAGUUGUUAGACAAUGAGUGCUCUCGUGAGUCUGGCUACUAUGACCUCAGUAGAACUAAGUCAUUCCGUGUCGAGCCAAAGAAUCAUCGUAUCUUCCGUGCAUCUGACCUGACUCAAGGAGAGCUGCUUGGGAAAGGCUUCUUUGGGCAGGUCUACAGGAUGACUCAUUCACAAACAGGGGAAGUCAUGGUUCUUAAAGAACUGUAUCGAGUGGAUGAGCAAGCUCAAAAGAAUUUCCUGAAGGAGGUGGCUGUCCUGAGAAGUCUGAGUCACAAGAAUGUGCUAAGAUUUAUUGGAGUGUUAUAUAAAGAUCAAAAACUUCACCUUCUUACUGAGUACAUUAGUGGUGGUACUCUGAAAGAAUUAAUCCAUGACCUAGAAGAACCUCUGCCCUGGGAUCAGCGAAUCAGCUUCGCUAAAGACAUAGCCUCAGGCAUGGCGUACCUGCAUAACUGUGAUAUUAUUCAUAGGGAUCUUAACUCCAACAACUGCCUAGUCAAAGAAGAUAAAACAGUUGUGGUGGCAGAUUUUGGCUUGGCCAGAAUAAUGCCACAGAACAACUGGACAGCUGAGCGAAAGAAAUUUGGGAAAAAACAUGCAAGAAAGAAAAGAUAUACUGUUGUGGGGAACCCCUACUGGAUGGCCCCAGAGAUGAUGAAAGGCAACAAAUAUGACGAGAAGGUGGAUAUCUUCAGCUUUGGUAUAAUUCUGUGUGAGAUCAUUGGAAGGGUCGAGGCAGAUCCAGACUACAUGCCUCGCUCCAUGGACUUUGGCCUUAAUGAGUCAGUCUUCCAGGCUAAGUACUGCAUAGAUUGUCCUGAGCCUUUCUACAAAAUUGCCUUCAUGUGCUGCAACAUUAACCCUGAUGCAAGACCUCCAUUUGAAGUACUAGAAGUAUGGCUUGAAGGGCUGGCCAUGCAUUUUACAGUUGGAGCUCCCAUUCCUUCAAAUCUGCUGGUUGAUAUUUAUAGUUUCCAUGGACGGAGUAAUAGCAGCUCUUCUGAAGCAUCUACUCCAGAAGCUGGAACACCAGACUGCAGACAGCCUCCCCCCCUUCUACGGACAAUCAGUGAAGGAACCUACACGACCAUUGACAGCCUUAGCUCCGCAUCGUCCUUCUCAAAGUCAGAUCUGCCUGAGUUUGACCCUCAGGAUGCAAUUAUAGAUGAUACAUGUUGGGACUUAAAGCAGAGGCUUUCUUUAGAAGCUAUAAAGGCAAACUGGAAAGAUGAAAGCAUAGAUAGAGUGGACUCGGCAAAUCUUAGGUUCCAAGAUGAAAGUAUGAAGAAGUGUGCAAGAAUUCCAAGUCCUGCCCCCUACCCUCACCCUCAGUCCAGUGGUGUGUCAGGAGACGUAGAGUGUACACAGCUAUGAUUUAUCUGGGAAGUGGAAAGUUAUUUUAUGCUUCAUAUCCCUGAUUUUAAAAGUGCAUCAUAAUAGGAUAAAUUUUUCAGUUGAAGUAUUACAUAAAGUCUGUACAAAAGUUGACCUAAAGCAUUCCUUUUAUCGUGAUGUUAGCAUCUUCCACACAUUUAGUAAAGGGUUUAUAGACAGCCCCUCGUAAAGACCUUGAUUCCAUUUCUUAUUAUCUGUUGUCUCACUAGCAUAAAGCAUUCCUUUAUCCUUGAAUUCCUGUUAUUUCCAGGUAAUAAAAGGUCUGGAAUAAGAUGUCUGUAAAUGCAUUUUAUAAAAUACGUUGGAAGCAGUAUAUUUUUGUAGAUCAGCAGAGCUUAUUUUUUUCUAUAAAUGGUAAAAAAAGAAAUAUAGUCUAACGCAUUUGUUGCUUCACCUUCAUAAAUUGUUUUACCAUUUAUAUAAUUAUUUUAGAUGCAUAUAUACAUGAUGUUAUAUGGCAUUUUCAUCACUGUUUUGAACUAUUCAUCAAAAGUUUAUUUAGUCUUACCAUAGAGUGGUAGUAUUUAGAAUUCCAUGCCAAGGAAACCUAAAUUUUCACAGCCCUUUACUUGAAAUUCUUGCUACCUCAAAUAGACUACUUAACAUGAAGGCUUUAUCCAAGCUACUCUAAUAUUUAUUUUUAGCUGAGGGAAGCUCAUUUACUGUUUGUACAGAUAUUUUAGGCUGUUACAUGUUUUAUCAGAUAUAGUUCUUGUGCAGCAAUGUAUUUGAAAGAGCAAUAGUAGUAGUUUGAUGAACAUCACUGCUAUACUUGGGUCUACAAUUCACAUAACUUAAUUAAAGAAAAGUUUAUAUCGUAGAGAAAUAUUUGUUUUAACUCAUAAUAAGGCUUAGCCUUAACAUCUUUACAUCAGCUGCAUGACAAUAUUUAGGAAUCCAUAAACAAUAUCUAAGUCAGUUUAAAAUACUGCAUGACCUUUAACAUUUGAUGGUGGAACACAAUGGGGAGGUGGGCUGCUUGCUGGAAUAGCCAUUAAGUGAUUGUGGGAGAAUAGUGGACAGAAUGAACUUUUUCAUUGUCUUGUUGUUACUUCAUCUCAUUAUUUUUUUUCCAGAACUCAGAUCACUGUUUCUCCAAGCUGUUACUGAUAUAUAGCAAUCACUGUAAAACAAAAUGAGAUUAAUAUAGCCUAUAACAUCUUG
Molecule: messenger RNA, 3998 nt
Organism: Eriocheir sinensis (Chinese mitten crab)
Lineage: Eukaryota; Metazoa; Arthropoda; Malacostraca; Decapoda; Varunidae
Gene: LIMK1
Product: LIM domain kinase 1-like
Exons: 15
Coding region: 885-2813 (642 amino acids)
Biological process (GO): actin cytoskeleton organization; protein phosphorylation
Cellular component (GO): nucleus; cytoplasm
Molecular function (GO): protein binding; protein serine/threonine kinase activity; ATP binding
Source: RefSeq, a predicted model, not a curated record